UUGGCCAACGUCGCAGUCACAAUACAGCCUGAAAAAUCUUUGUUCUGUCGCAGACUUGCAAGUGUCUUAUAAGCCAUUUCGCUCGCCAGGAUGUCGGUGAACGAGGAGCGCACUGUGACCAUACAGGACAUACUGGAAGACGAGGAGCUGCAAGAGGCUUAUGCAGUGUUGGCUGGAAGUGAUCCAGAUAAUUGUUCCUAUCCCCAGGGAUACUUGAAGAGACAGGCUGUUUUUUCCUGCAACACUUGCACACCCAGAGGGGUAGAACCUGCUGGGCUCUGCCUUGCCUGCACCAACCAUUGCCAUGAUGGGCAUGACAUAUUUGAGCUCUACACAAAAAGGAAUUUCCGCUGUGAUUGUGGAAACAGCAAGUUUGGCGAGUUUAAGUGCCAGCUAAGUCCUGGCAAAGACCAACAAAACACUAAAAACCAUUACAAUCACAACUUCCAUGGCUGUUACUGUACCUGUGACAGACCUUACCCAGACACUGACGAUCAGGUUAAUGAGGAUAUGAUUCAGUGCAUCAUCUGUGAGGACUGGUAUCAUCCCAGGCACCUGGGUUGUACGGUGGAAGACUCGGAGGAACUGCAGGAGAUGGUGUGUGAGACCUGCAUGAACAAAGCCCCCUUCCUCUGGACAUACGCCGCCCACUUCGCAGAACCUCCCGUGGUCAAAGUGAGCCCCUGUAAAGAGGAGGUUGAAGUGAACGUGGAGGAAGAUAAGGAGCCAGAGGAGAAGAGGGAUGAGCCCUGUAAGAACGGGGGCGAGGGGUCCUCCACCAGCCCCAGCUGUCAGAAACAGGAGAAGAAGCAGGCUAUAAAUGGGAGGACUGCCUGCAAACGGACUCACCAGGAGAUGACAGGCCUUCCUGUGAAGAGCCAGGCCAAGACUGUGUACUGCAGGCUGAGGGAGCUGAAGACCCAGGGCCUGGAGAGAGCUAGGGAAGGGGCUGUGUUCUGGCCUUACCACUGGAGAGCCAAGCUGUGCACCUGCGUCAGCUGCAAGAGGGCCUACGUCGAUGCGGGAGUGCAGUUCCUGCUGGAUGAGUCAGACACUGUCCUGGCCUACGAGAACAGAGGCACUAUAGAGCAAGGAACUGCUAGUCUCGACAGUCUACUCAUGUCAGGCCUGAGUACUCUGGACCGUGUGCAGCAACUGGAGAUAGUUUACCAGUUCAAUGAGAUGCAGACUGAACUGAUGGCGUUCCUACGGCAGAUUGCUGAUGAAGGAAAGGUUGUCACAGCAGAGGCCAUCCACCAGUUCUUUGGGGAGCUGAUGUCCAGGAAGAGGCGGCAGAUGAACAGCUGAUGUCAUUCUGCCCCUCAGUGUCCUGUUGUCUACUUGUUUUUUAAUGUUACUUUGGGGUCAUAGCAAAACAAUUCUAUGUCCCUCAAACAUCUUCUGCUUUAAAUAAAAGUGCUGCUAUAAAAUAUGCUGUUACUGAGGUUUGAAGUUGAACAAUUUGCUAAAAGGUUGUUCUCGAAUGGGUCUCCAUGGAUUUCAAAUGGUGUUCCUUGUCUUGUGAGAAGCUGAACGACCGUGCAAGUUAGCAUGCUGUCAGCGGGCUUGGAGAGUAGCUGAUGGAAUUUAGUCAUUUUAAUCAUGGACUUAGACUUAAUGUACCUAAUAACAAAGUUUUCAUUAGACUUUCAUAAUGUGACACCCGAUGAGGAUGCACUGCCAUUCAUAUUGAAACGUAACCAUUUGAUGGUGUCACUGGUAUUCCUGAAAAUUAAACAUUUUGGAAUAGUU
This is a messenger RNA of Coregonus clupeaformis (lake whitefish), 1752 nucleotides long. RefSeq names its product putative E3 ubiquitin-protein ligase UBR7. Gene Ontology annotation, molecular function: ubiquitin protein ligase activity; zinc ion binding. Bases 91 to 1308 code for a protein of 405 amino acids. The transcript is spliced from 12 exons. Gene Ontology annotation, cellular component: cytoplasm. The record is from RefSeq and is a predicted model, not a curated record. Lineage: Eukaryota; Metazoa; Chordata; Actinopteri; Salmoniformes; Salmonidae.